GUCGUUUUGCUUUUUUAUUUUGCAAUAAAAUGUUUAAUUUAUGAAUAAAAACAUAAUAAUAUUAGCAAUAUGGACUUAACGAACGUUUGCCGCUGUUGUCUCACUGAUGGAUGCUACAAAGAUAUAUCAAACGAGUAUUUCUAUGGGGGACAAAAUGAAAUUUAUUCAAAGAUGUUGCUGGACACUUUUAACUUAACUAUAUCCCAACAAAUUCAACUAAAGCAGCUUAUCUGCGAAGACUGCAUAACAAAACUCCGGGAUGCCAACAACUUCAGAAAGAUGGUGGUCGACACAGAGAACACGUUGCUACAAAUGCUGAACGCUAGUGAAGGAGUUGAUGCAGAACCUGCUCUAAAACAAGAGAACAGUGAAUACGGUGAUGACUUUGACGACACGCUCGAUGACCAUUUUAACAACGACUUCUCUUGGGACGUUGGUGAUAAUACGUUGAACGAUGAAGAUAAAGGUCAAAUAUUCGUAAUAAAAUUGGAACCCAAAGAUGAGCCCGAGACCGUUCUAAAAAAGAAACCAACGAAAAUCUUGAAAAAGUCAGCAGUCAGCAAAAAAGUUGAAAACAAAUUGAAAACCAAACAAAAUACCAAUGGAAGUAAGAACGUCAAAAAAUCCACAUGCACCACAGCAAAAUCAAGACGAAACAGAGAGAAGGCAGUAAUACCCCAAAGCCAGAUCGCCUCCCGCGAAAAUUCGCUCAAGCUGAUUUUGAACUCAAACCUCUGCCUCUUCAAGUCGUUAAAGACCAAAUUCCGGUGUUUCCACUGCCCAGAGAGUUACUUGUCCAUGCAAGAUCUGAGAGAGCAUUCUAAAACCCACUCUAAUAACAGAACUUUACAGCUCAGAAUCAAUUGCUUAAGAGGCAUGACGUACAGAAACGUUGACAUAUCAUCUCUAGCGUGCAAACUGUGUCAAGAAAGUUGUAUUAAUUUAGAUAUUUUAAAAUCCCAUUUGACAGAAAAGCACAGUAUACAAUUUGGCAACGGAGACCACUUUUUGAUUCCAUACAAUUUGGAAAACGACUUCAAAUGUGUGUUGUGCGAGGAAACAUUCAAUACAUUUACACGAUUGUCCAUCCAUAUGAAUUCCCAUUACAUGAACAACGUUUGUGAAAUAUGUGGUGUGUCUUACAUCAACCGAUUAAGUUUAAGAAUGCAUGUGAACUCCGUUCAUAAAGAGAAGAAAUGUUCGCUGUGUUCAGCUACGUUCAUAUCACACUAUCUCCGGGUGAAGCAUAUGAGGAAAGUUCACAACACUGCAUCGUCUAAAAGAUACUGUAUGCUGUGCAAUAAAACGUUCAGAUACUCGUACUUAUUGGAGGAGCAUAGGAUUCAAGAGCACGGAGCCAAAAGACAGAUCAGUACGUGCCCGGAGUGUGGGAAAACGUUCUUGUCUCCGCAGAAUCUGAAGAUACACAUUCGUUGUGUGCAUGUUAAGGAAAGGAAUCACCCUUGUGGUAUAUGUGGCAUGAGGUUCUUCACAAAGUGCGACCAGAAGCGCCACGAGCGAACACACGAAGAUGUGCGGUCUUUCGCGUGCGGCUACUGCGAGGGCCGGUUCAAGGCGAAGGACUCCUGGCGGCGCCACUUACGAAGACAGCACGCGCACUUGUUUGAUACGCAAUAAAAGAUGAUUCUAGA
This is a messenger RNA of Ostrinia furnacalis (Asian corn borer), 1652 nucleotides long. RefSeq names its product PR domain zinc finger protein 5. The coding region runs from base 70 to 1638 and encodes 522 amino acids. The record is from RefSeq and is a predicted model, not a curated record. Lineage: Eukaryota; Metazoa; Arthropoda; Insecta; Lepidoptera; Crambidae. Gene Ontology annotation, cellular component: nucleus. Gene Ontology annotation, molecular function: zinc ion binding. The transcript has 6 exons.